Molecule: messenger RNA, 1595 nt
Organism: Ochlerotatus camptorhynchus
Lineage: Eukaryota; Metazoa; Arthropoda; Insecta; Diptera; Culicidae
Gene: GatA
Product: glutamyl-tRNA(Gln) amidotransferase subunit A, mitochondrial
Exons: 3
Coding region: 68-1558 (496 amino acids)
Biological process (GO): mitochondrial translation; glutaminyl-tRNAGln biosynthesis via transamidation
Cellular component (GO): mitochondrion; glutamyl-tRNA(Gln) amidotransferase complex
Molecular function (GO): glutaminyl-tRNA synthase (glutamine-hydrolyzing) activity
Source: RefSeq, a predicted model, not a curated record
UUUGUCGUCGAAUGCAUUUACCGGCUCAGAAGUGAUUAUUACAACAAUAACCGUCUAAAAUAACUGAAUGAACCGUCGGUUACCGCUAAAGCUCAAGGAGCUUUCAGAAUGUUUCCGUACUCGAUCGCUCGAGCCGUUUUCAACAACCGAGCAGACACUUCAACUAACCGAUCGCCUCAAACACCUGAAUGCGUUCAUCCGAACGUCUCCGGAGAAAGCCUUGGUCCAGGCGGAAAAAUCCUCCUCCCGCUACAAAGCGGGUAAACCUCUAGGCGUGCUGGACGGUGCCCCGAUUGCCGUGAAGGAUAACUUCUGCAUCAAAGGCAUACCCACGACCUGUGCCGCUCGGAUGCUGGAAAGUUUCGUCCCGAUGUAUAAUGCAACUGUCUAUGAGCGACUGGAACGGGCCGGGGCCGUGCUGGUGGGAAAGACCAACUUGGAUCAAUACGGGAUGGGUUCGGGAACGGUGGAUUCGAUUUUUGGACCCACGAAGAACUGCUGGAGUGCAGAUGUGGAUGGUGAUGAGUAUCGGAUUGCUGGGGGAAGUAGUGGGGGGUCCGCGGUCGCUGUGGCCUCGGGGAUUUGUUUUGCGGCACUAGGAUCGGACACCGGAGGUUCGACUCGUAAUCCUGCUUCGUAUUGUGGAGUCGUAGGACUUAAACCUACCUAUGGACUGCUGUCAAGACAUGGCUUAAUUCCGUUGGUUAAUUCGAUGGACGUUCCCGGAAUUCUCACCAGAACCGUAGACGAUUGUCUGGCCGUGUUCAAUACGAUUGCUGGACCAGAUGACCGGGAUUCCACCACUAUCAAAAGUUUCUUCAAACCCAUCUCCAUCCCAGACGCUGCCAGCAUAUGCCUGAAGGGACUUAAAGUUGGAAUUCCUAUUGAGUACCACUGCGAAGGCCUGUCGGAUGAAGUGCUAAGCACCUGGACCAAAGUCGCUGACUUGUUGGAAGAUGCAGGUGCGACCGUCAAAGCCAUUUCCCUUCCUUACACAUCCGCGUCAAUCUUCGUGUACUCGAUUCUGAAUCAGUGCGAGGUUGCCAGCAAUAUGGCUCGUUACGACGGAAUCGAAUUUGGUCAUCGCUCUGACGAGGAUGCCAGCACGGAACAGCUCUAUGCCAAGUCACGAGCGGAAGGAUUCAAUGGAGUCGUUAAGAACCGAAUUUUGGCAGGAAAUUUCUUUCUGUUGAGACGAAACUAUGAUAAAUACUUCGAAAAAGCUCUGAAAGUUCGACGGCAAAUUGCCAACGAUUUUGACCAAGCCUUUCAAGAGGUGGACAUCCUUCUAACGCCAACAACUUUGAGCGACGCUCCUCGGUAUUCGGAAUUUGUCCAAAGCAAUAAUCGAGAUCAGUGUGCCGUUCAGGACUUCUGCACCCAACCGGCCAAUAUGGGAGGCAUUCCGGCCCUCUCGCUACCGAUAAGGCUUUCGGAACAAAAACUACCCAUCAGCUUGCAGUUAAUGGCACCUAACUUUUCCGAAAAGCGAAUCUUCAAGGUCGCCAAAUGGAUCGAAGAUCAAGUUAAGUUUGACAGAAACUACCUAGACAAUUAAACGCAAAAAUAGUUACGUAAACAGCCCUUUACUUACA